Molecule: messenger RNA, 2096 nt
Organism: Rhincodon typus (whale shark)
Lineage: Eukaryota; Metazoa; Chordata; Chondrichthyes; Orectolobiformes; Rhincodontidae
Gene: ttll7
Product: tubulin tyrosine ligase-like family, member 7
Exons: 16
Coding region: 238-2064 (608 amino acids)
Biological process (GO): protein polyglutamylation; microtubule cytoskeleton organization
Cellular component (GO): cilium
Molecular function (GO): tubulin-glutamic acid ligase activity; tubulin binding
Source: RefSeq, a predicted model, not a curated record
CUUUGAUUUGGAUUCUGAAUAUCCCACUCCAGCAGAAACAGAGCAGCAGGAGGAGGAGGAAACUGAGAAGAGGAAGCAAUCCUGUCUGAGCCAAGGACUCUGAGCAGCGUUCUCACCUCUGUCUGCUGCAAUGGACUGACUGAAAAGAAACACAAAUCAUCCAGGUGGAUCCCCUGCCCAACAUCCUGACAGCCAGGAGAGAGUUUCCAGCCUCUGUAACUACAUCCUGCCAACUGAAUGAUGCCUUCAUUCCCGAUUGAUGGAGAUGUCGAAGGGACCUCAAGUCUGACACUGAAGAGUGGGCUGCCAUAUAAAACCACAGGAGUUGGGAAAAGAAACAUCAGAAUGAAGAAGAAAAAGAAAGGAGCUAUCACAGCAAAUUUCUCUGGCACAAAGUACCAGAUUGUGCGCCUGGCGAUAUUGGAAGCAGGGUUUUCUCGAGCCAGGGAGGAGGAUGAAACUGCCAAUCUGAUCUGGAAUGAUGCUGCUGUGCAGCAGGAGAGGAUCGCUGAUCUGAGAAACUAUCAGAGAAUCAACCAUUUUCCUGGAAUGGGAGAGAUUUGCCGCAAGGACUGUCUGGCUAGAAACAUGGCCAAGAUGAUCAAGAGCCAAUCUCAAGAGUACUGCUUCACCCCCAGGACCUGGAUCUUUCCUGCAGAGUACACUCAGUUCCAGAACUGUGUGAAGGAACUCCGAAAGAAACGCAGGCAGAAGACCUUUAUAGUCAAGCCAGCCAAUGGAGCCAUGGGUCAUGGAAUUUCAUUGAUAAGAAACGGUGAGAAGCUUCAAGCACAAGAACACUUAAUCGUGCAGGAAUACCUCGAUAAACCAUUUCUCUUGGAGGGCUACAAGUUUGACCUACGUAUCUACAUCCUGGUGACCUCUUGCGACCCACUGCGCAUAUUCCUGUACAAUGAUGGGCUGGUACGCAUGGGCACAGAGAAAUAUCACGCUCCCACCGACUCAAACUUGAGCCAGCUCUUUAUGCACCUGACGAACUACUCUGUGAACAAGCACAAUGAGAAUUUUGAGCGGGAUGAGCAAGCAGACAGAGGCAGCAAGCGAUCAAUCAGGUGGUUCACCGAAUUCCUUCGCACCAACGAUUACGAUGUGGCCAAAUUCUGGAAUGAUGUCUCUGACCUUGUGGUGAAGACGUUGAUUGUGGCAGAGCCUCAUGUUCUACAUGCCUACCGAAUGUGCCGACCAGGCCAGCACCCCGGCAGCAACAGUGUCUGUUUCGAAGUUCUUGGUUUUGACAUCAUUUUGGACAGGAAGCUGAAGCCCUGGCUCCUGGAGAUUAACCGUGCUCCUAGCUUUGGGACAGACCAGAAGAUAGAUUUUGAAGUGAAAAAGGGAGUGUUAGUGCAUGCACUGAAGCUGCUUAAUGUACGCACCAGCGACAGGAGGAAGAAUCUGGUCCAGCAGAAAGCCGAGGCUCAAAGAAGACUGUAUGGGCAAGGGUCAGUAAAGCGACUGUCUGCUGGCUCCUCGGAGUGGGAGAAACAACGCCACUCACUGGAGAGGAGGCGAGAGGAGCUGAAGGAGAGGCUUGCACAAGUCCGCAAGCAGAUUUCAAGAGAAGAGCAUGAAAAUCAAAAUUUGGGGAACUACAGGCGGAUCUACCCUCCCGAUGACAAGCAGUUGCUGGAAAAGUAUGAGACCCUCAUAUGUGUUGCCUUCCAGACCUUCCUUGCAGGAAGAGCAGCCUCACUCCAGAAGGAACUCAGCAACCCACUGAAUCACAUGAAGGAGGAAGACAUCCUGGAUCUCCUGGAGCAGUGUGAAGUGGAUGAUGAGAAGCUCCUGGGGAAGUCACCCCGUCAGCGGGGACCAAAGCAGUUAUUCUCAAUGCCCGAGACAACGGAACCAAAUUCACGAAAAUAUGACGAGAGCAGCAGUAGCGGUAACAGCAGCUGCAGCUCAGACACCGACGAAGAGGAGCUAAGAGAUAAAAAGUUUAUGUAUGUUCGAAAAGGAAGAAAGUAUGAAUCUCCAGAACGAUCGAGCUCUUUUCCGCGAGUGAUUGAUUGGCCAACAAUAAUGCAAUUACAGCAAAUCUACUAACACAGAGGUACCCAAACCUUUGUCUUUAAGGG